Symbiodinium necroappetens is the source of this 258-nucleotide messenger RNA. The record is from the annotation of a GenBank genome assembly. NCBI's taxonomy places the organism in Eukaryota, Dinophyceae, Suessiales, Symbiodiniaceae.
AUGUUCCAGCUCAGUAACAAGACUGUUCAGGUUAUCUUCUUUGAUAAGACGGAGGCAGUGCUGUCAUCACGGUCCCAUCUCGUGACCUAUGUUGACAAGAAGGGCCAGGUCCAAGCCUAUCCUCUAACGAAUGUCUUGGACGUUCCUAGCGCAGAGCUCGCCAAGCGGCUUCGGUACACCAAGGACAUCCUGGUGAAUCUUCUUGGUUCUCGACUGCCUUCUGGAUUUCCUGGCUUGCUCUCGGCCGGGAUGCACUGA